AUGAAACAGCUGUGGGGUACAGGCUGGCAGUGGGGCGGCUGCAGUGACAACGUGGGGUUCGGUGAGGCCAUCUCCAAGCAGUUUGUUGACACGCUGGAGACAGGCCAGGACGCACGGGCCGCCAUGAACCUCCACAACAACGAGGCUGGACGCAAGGCAGUGAAAGGGACUAUGCAGAAGACGUGUAAGUGCCAUGGUGUAUCUGGGUCCUGCACCACACAGACCUGCUGGUUACAGCUCCCAGAUUUCAGGGAGGUGGGAAACUAUCUGAAGGAGAAGUACCACCGAGCACUGAAGGUGGACCUGCUCCGGGGGGCCGGGAACAGUGCAGCCAGUCGAGGUGCCAUUUCCGAGACCUUCAGCUCCAUCUCUCGUAAAGAACUGGUCCACUUAGAGGACUCCCCAGACUACUGCCUGGAGAACCGUACCCUGGAACUGCCCGGCACAGAGGGCAGAGAGUGCCUGAAGAAGGGCAAGAGCCUAAAUAAGUGGGAGAAGCGUAGCUGCAAGAGGCUGUGCGAGGAGUGUGGUUUAGCCGUGGAGGAGAGGAAGGCGGAGUUGGUGUCGAGUUGCAAUUGCAAGUUCCACUGGUGCUGUGCGGUAAAGUGCGAGCAGUGCCGCAAGACAGUGACCAAGUACUUCUGCGUGAAGAAUGGGGCGCAGAGGGGCAAGAACGAGAGCGCAGGCAGCCGUAGGAAGAACCUGAGGCUGAGGAAGAAGCACUGAGCGGCAUCCAUCUUCCUCACCAUCAUCAUCAUCAUCACUGCCACACUCCAUGUCUUCUCACAAGCUGAUUUUCACAGACCUCUGUGCACCAAAGCUGUGCCCCUCUCAAACAUUUCUGCAACACGCUUUCUGCUUUUGUUCUAAAGACAUAAUUGAAAAUGUAUUUAUUGAAUAAGACUAGUAUUGUUAUUAUCCUAAUCAAACGUUUAAUAGUGGGGGAGAAAAUGUGUAAAAAAAACAUGUUGAUGAAACUACAUGAUAGAGAAAGGAGGGUAACUAUUACUUGUCUAGAACUGAUGGUAUACAUAUAUUUAACAGUAUAUAUUUUUACAACUUUUUUCCCCAAUUAUAUAUAAGUCAUUGGGCAUUUAAAGCAUGUUACAUACGGCCGCUCUGAAUAAUCUCCUUCAUAUUUGAUAGCUUGAACAACUCUUCCUAAAUGGUCAGUCCAUGGCAUACCUCAACAACAUCUUAUGUAUUGUCAUAUGUAUCACCAAUGAGCUAUGCCAUUUCUGAUUGGUCAGUUUAUCAGACAUUCCUUCCUGUCAUGAUGACAACUCCAGCCCAAGCUCUCACUACGUGUGGCAGUGCCCCCAGCCCUGACCAGCCCUCUCCAACCCUGACCAGCCCUCCCCAGCCCAGCCCAGCCCUCUCCUGCCCAACCCAGCACUGUCUUCCCCUCCCCUCCCCUCCCCUCCCCUCCCCUCCCCUCCCUUCCCUUCCCAGCCCUGCCUUAAGGAUGCAUUUCAUUGUAAAUAAA
Oncorhynchus nerka (sockeye salmon) is the source of this 1486-nucleotide messenger RNA. Its product is annotated as protein Wnt-8. The transcript has 4 exons. The coding region runs from base 1 to 726 and encodes 241 amino acids. Gene Ontology annotation, biological process: cell fate commitment; neuron differentiation; multicellular organism development. The record is from RefSeq and is a predicted model, not a curated record. Gene Ontology annotation, molecular function: cytokine activity; frizzled binding. Gene Ontology annotation, cellular component: extracellular region. Lineage: Eukaryota; Metazoa; Chordata; Actinopteri; Salmoniformes; Salmonidae.